UUUGGGAAGUUUCUCAAACUUUGUGGGGGGAGAGAGAGAGAGAGAGAGAAUGCUGGGAAGAGUAAGACGGUCAACAAUUAGCUCGCUGGAGCAACUGGAGUCGGAAAGGCCAUCGUCGAAGCUCAUGAAAGCUGACUCUCUCUCCAUAUACGAGACAACCCUUAUGAAGCUAAGGGAAGGCUCUCGACGUGAUACAAGCUUUCCUGCAGAGAGUUCAGUAGAUGGAAAUAAUCAUUGCCUCACUUCAGGCGGUUCACCUAGAGAGGAGGCAUCAAUAACUGAUGCUGAUUCUUCCAGUGAAAAUCUUGAAGAUACAAGUGGUUGUCAGCCCACAGGCUCCUCAAGAGAAACAAAGAAGAGCAACUUCUCUCUUGCUUAUAUGUUUUCCAGGUAUAGAAGUUCUCAGGGUGCUGGAGGCACAGCUGAUGAGGAUCCAAUGAUCAUUGAAGAUGGUAUUGAUUCUGCAAACUCUUCACGUAGCCCUAACAAUUCUCAGUUAAUGAGCAGCUCAGCACAGAUACAGUCCGCAAUACCGGAACAUUGCCCCCCUAUGAUUUGAGUUAAGAUCAUGUCAUAAGUUUUCUGAUAAAUGCGGAAGAAUGGUUGCUUGGCUAUCAUGGUGGUCGUAUUGUUGUCCUGUACGAGUAUUUUUUUUAUUUAUUAUUGUGCAAGAGUUGCCCUUCCAAGGUAGGGAUAAGGUUGCGUACAUCUAACCCUCCCCAGACCCCACUUGUGGAAUUACAUUGGGUUGUUGUUGUUGUAUUGUGCAAGAGUAGUUUAUACGUGAUGGAUGAGUGGAGAAAUGAGAACUUCCAGUAGUGUUGGUCAAAUUGCUUUCUGGAUGUAUUUAUUUUCUUUGUCAAUACUAUGAGGACCAGAAAAAAUUUGCAAUUGAUCAAUAAAAAUGAGCAUAGUGUUCGAUUU
Messenger RNA from Nicotiana attenuata, 924 nucleotides. RefSeq lists its product as uncharacterized. The transcript has 2 exons. Lineage: Eukaryota; Viridiplantae; Streptophyta; Magnoliopsida; Solanales; Solanaceae. The record is from RefSeq and is a predicted model, not a curated record. The coding region runs from base 50 to 559 and encodes 169 amino acids.